ACCGAAACGUGGCGUUAGUUUCCGAAAUGGAACUUUGCUUUCUCCGCAUCUAACAUUCAUCAAAGCACUGUAUGCUAUCAUGAGGACGAAUCGUAGAAUAACUUUAUUCAAUGGGACGAAUGGAUUUUUAACAAUCGUCCUAUUCAUACAAAUUACAAGAGUAACAGGAUGAUUGAAACGUGUCAUGUAUUGAACUAUCCAUGCAUAUUAUUGUAAAGUCCUAAAAAAACAGAUCACCUGAUUCGAGGGUCAAGGGCCAAGCUGGAGUCUAGAGUGACUCUGACCUCUGACUCCAAACUCCACAAUACUGUGGAUGUUACUUUGGAAACGCUUUGUUUAAAAAUGGCGCACAUUUACGAUUUGUUCUCGCGAGAGAAAAUCUCGCGGAGCACGCAACACACAAUUAUCUUGCGAGAAUGGACGAGGAAAUGGCGAAAAAUGCGUCGCUCGACAAAACAGCGCGGAAACUUACCGAUGAUAUGCAGAAUAUGUCGAAUUAUAAAGCCCUUUAUAACGAGAUACAGAGAAUCGUCGCCUUGCCCAUCGUAGACAAAGAUGAUUUCAAGAACUCAUUAGUCACAGCGCUGAAAAAUAACGGCUUGGAGACGGAAAUCAGAAACACCGUGUUUCACUGGGCACGAUCGCGGGGUUCACUGCAUUCUCGAUCAGUUUCACAUAUACAAGUGGCUGAUCUGAGUUACUUAAAAAAAACUCAAAUUCAAUGGGAACGACGUAUUCAAAAAUCAUUGAACUCGACUUGCAAUGAAUUAAAUAUUCCGCUGGCUCGUAUAAGACUUACUGCCGAUAGAGACGAAUUGGCGGAGAAAUGGAAUGAAUUGAGUACUUACGACAUCGAUUUAUCACAAUAUCGGCCAUUGUAUGCGCCAAAGGAUUUUUUGGACGUACUGUUCUCAAUACGCGAUCCUUCUUUUAAAAAGCAACCAGAUGAACUAAAUUGGGAUUUCAGUCACAUACAAAUUAGUGUAAAAACACUUGCGCAAUUGAGACGUAUGUAUUCAGGAUUAGCACAGGGAAUGCCAUUACUUGGUGUAAAUCCCGAUAUGCCAGCCACAGAAAAUUUUCAAAAUUUAGAAGCCGAACGAACGCAUAUUGGGGAAAAAGUAUUGAAUUCGAAUCAUGCUCCAAUUGCUCAAGAAUUUCUUAAAAGGGGGUCUCCACGAGCAUUGCGCGGUCGUCUCUGGUCGCUCGUUCUCGGAUCUGUUAUAAAAGAUAAUGACAUAGAAUAUUACGAAGAGUUGAAAAACAUGGUUUUGCAAUAUGAUAUUGUCGUAGACAAGUUGAUAAUAAUGGAUGUACAAUUAACAGCAAGAAAUGACGAUCAAUAUUUUGUAUUUGAAGAUGUCUUGUAUAAGACAAUGUUAUGCUUCUCAAGAGAUUCCGAAAUACUUGCACCAGUCACAACUGACAGAAGCGCUGGUGGUCAGGUGAUCCAUGCAGUUUUGCAAGGAAAACCAGCAACAUUAGAAAAUACUUUAGUCUUUCCACCAAGUGGUGUUAUCCCAUUUCAUGGGUUCACAAUGUAUGCUACACCAUUUUGUUAUUUAUAUGACAAUCCCUGUACCAUGUAUUAUACCUUUCGUGCAUUCUAUCUGAGAUAUUGGUUUCGUUUACACACUGUGUCAAGUCAUGAACAAGGUAUAGUUGCUCUCUGUUUACUCUUUGAACGAUUACUGCAAUGCCAUGAACCACAGUUGUGGAUCCAUUUCAAAAACUUACACAUUCAACCUAUAAGAAUAGUUUUCAAAUGGCUUAUGAGAGGUUUCAGCGGUCAUUUACCACCUGAACAACUAUUAUAUCUUUGGGAUUUAAUUCUGGGUUAUGAUUCUUUGGAAAUUAUACCCCUAUUAGCAAUGACGAUAUUAAGUUUUCGAAAAGAAAAUUUACUGCAAGUUAAUACCCAACAAAAUGUGGAGGCUGUGUUAGCAGACUUAUCCUCGCUAAAAGUGAUGCCUCUACUGCAGCUAGCUCUUCUUAAAGAAUAAUACCAUUUUCAUUAUGCAUAAAAAAUCACAUUGUUACAGAAUCUGUAAAUUCUUACAUGAUAUUUCUCUUUUAUCCCACGUAUAUAUCUUACAUUCAGUGAUUUUAUUCAUGAAAUAUCGAUAUCGGAAUAUAAAUGUAUAAACAUUACAUUACAUGUGGAAUAAAUAGUAGACA
Formica exsecta is the source of this 2178-nucleotide messenger RNA. RefSeq names its product TBC1 domain family member 19. Lineage: Eukaryota; Metazoa; Arthropoda; Insecta; Hymenoptera; Formicidae. The coding region runs from base 417 to 2003 and encodes 528 amino acids. The transcript has 12 exons. The record is from RefSeq and is a predicted model, not a curated record.